Candida dubliniensis CD36 is the source of this 453-nucleotide messenger RNA. RefSeq lists its product as uncharacterized. NCBI's taxonomy places the organism in Eukaryota, Fungi, Ascomycota, Pichiomycetes, Serinales, Debaryomycetaceae. The transcript has a single exon. The record is from RefSeq and is a predicted model, not a curated record. The coding region runs from base 1 to 453 and encodes 150 amino acids.
AUGUCCUUAAUAUUAGGUAUUAACUUUUUUUUGUUUGUUUCAUUUUUGAUAUGGAGCCUUAAAAAUAAUAUAUUGUAUCAUUUUGUGAUAAAGGCUAGUUUGAAGCCUCAGUUCUCCUUACCAUCUUUUCAAUCUAAUUCAACUGUUGAACAUUCCAAUUGUUUAUUCUGUCACCCCCUCCUUAACAACUUGGAAAUUCUAUUUUUGUGGAAUUUGGUUUCCCAUUAUCAACAUCAUCAUCAUCUGGUGCUUUUUUUUUACUUAUCAUUGUUGUUGUUCUUGCAUCGCUACAAAUUGUUUCUUCUUCCUUCAGAUUUCAACGCGUAUUGGGCUUUGACAUACACAAAGAAAAAAAAAAACCCACACAAAAAAAUAAAAAAUUUCGAGCGUACCACAAAAUUCAAAAAAAAAACCAUAAUAUACCCCAUUAGGAAGGGUUAUAAACAGAUCUAA